Molecule: messenger RNA, 4472 nt
Organism: Vicia villosa (hairy vetch)
Lineage: Eukaryota; Viridiplantae; Streptophyta; Magnoliopsida; Fabales; Fabaceae
Product: putative disease resistance protein At3g14460
Exons: 2
Coding region: 144-3725 (1193 amino acids)
Biological process (GO): defense response to other organism
Molecular function (GO): ADP binding
Source: RefSeq, a predicted model, not a curated record
UGCAACUUGUUCUAAUAUUUUAUUACUAACACUACGACGUUUGACUUGCGAAGACUUGCAACAACAACAAAAAUCAAAGAGAAAGAAUUGGAGUUUCAUUUUGUUGUGAUUUCUUCUUGUUCUUCUUCUAAACUAAGAAACUAAUGGAGGCAAUUCAAAUUCAGCGAGAAAAACUCUUGUCACUCUCAACUUUUGUGAAGGUGUUAUUAGAAAACAAAGUUUUCACUUUGUUAGUCGAUAAGUUCAGGAAGCCGGAGCUUUUGAAUAAGAUGAAGAAAACACUGUUGGAUCUUCAAGAUGUACUGCUUUAUCAUGAUCUGGAAAAAGUAAUCCCUAAUCCAGAUGUCAACCAAUCACUGGAUUUGCUCAGACAUGCUGUCUUUCACGUUGCUUUUGCUUUUGAGGAAAUCAAUUUUUCAUGGUAUGAUAGUACCCCAACUAUUAUUACUAAGCAGCUGAAAAAUCUUGAAAGUUUAGAAUAUUGCAUUUAUGUGAUUGAUUCUAAUACAAUAAGUUUAUUUGAAAUAUUACAAGGCUUGAGUUCACAAGAACAACUAGCUAAAUUAACUAUUUUGGAUGCUGAAUCUUCUAUUUAUGGAAGAGAUGCUGAUAUUGAGAAACUUAUACAUCUUUUGUUGUCUAAUAGUAGUGAUGGUGAUAGUAAAAUUAGAGCCAUUUCUAUUGUUGGUAUGGGAGGGAUUGGUAAAACAGCCCUCGCCGGACACCUUUACAAUCAUCCUCAAGUUAACGAUAAAUUCGAGUUAAAACUAUGGGCAGAUUUCUCAACUGAUGUGGAUGAUUUCAGUGUUUUUGAAAACAUUCUUCAAUCUGUUACUUCACAAACAACCACAAGUAAUGAUACAACCAUUUACCCAAUUUUUUUGCUGGUAUUGGAUGGUGUGUGGGAUGCAAUAUCUGUCAAUUGGACAUUACUCAUGGAUAUCUUUAAUGCUGGGGAAACACACAGUAGGGUCAUCAUCACAACACGAGAUGAAAGAGUUGCACUAUCCAUGCAAAACUUUCUUUCUCUCCACUAUCUCAGACCCUUGAAAGUUGAAGAUUGUUGGUCUUUAGUUGCCAAACAUGCAUUUGGAGAACCUGGCUACCAACGAUACAAUCGAGAAAAAAUUGGCAGGAAAAUUGCUAAAAAGUGUGAUGGAUUACCAUUAGCUGCAAUAGCACACGGGGCUCUUCUUCGCAUGUUAUUCUUCCCAAGCAACUUGAAUCAUGUGCUAGAAAGUCACGUUCGGGAAAAAGCUUAUCAGGUGCUAGCUUCUCUCAAAUUGAGCUACAAUUUUCUUUCUGAUCCUUUAAAACGAUGUUUUGAGUAUUGUUCAAUUUUUCCAAAGAAGUCCAUCUUAGAAAAAAAGAUGGUAGUUCAGUUGUGGAUUGAAACGGGCUUAGUAGAAUCGUCAUCGUCCACAUAUCAAGAAAAAGUUGGAGAAGAAUACUUUGACGAGCUAGUGUCAAGAUCGUUGAUACACCGGCGAUCUAUUGGUGAUGAGGAAAGAAACUUUGGAAUGCACAACUUCAUCCAUGAUUUAGCAACAGAGGUUUCAUCUUCAUACCACAUCACUAUGCAAAAUCAUAACCUAGAUGAUAGGAUGCAGAAUUUCUCAUACAAUAGAGGGACAUAUGAUUCAUAUGACAAAUUUGAUAAAUUAUACGGAUUAGAAGGUUUGAGUACCUUCCUAGCAUUCCCAUUACAAGAACAAUUGUCUCUUUGUUUGCUAUCAAAUAAGGUAGUGCAUGACUUGCUGCCAACAAUGAAACAAUUGCGCGUGUUGUCUCUGUCAAGCUACAAAAGUAUCACCAAGGUUCCCGACUCUAUUGGAAAUUUGUUAUGCAUGCAGUACUUAAAUCUUUCUCACACUAAUAUUGAAAGGUUGCCUUCUGAAAUAUGCGAGCUUUACCGUCUACAGUUCUUGUUGUUGGCAGGCUGUAAAAGGCUCACUGAAUUGCCGGAGGACAUGGGAAAAUUGAUUAGUCUACGCUACCUUGACGUUAGUGACACUGCAUUGAGGGAGAUGCCGGUACAAAUAGCCAAACUUGAAAAUCUCCAAACUUUGUCUGACUUUGUUUUAAGCAAACAUAGUGAUGGAUUGAAUAUUGCAGAGCUAGGAAAACUUCCCCACCUACAUGGAAAACUUUCAAUCUCACAACUACAAAAUGUUAGUGACCCCUUUGAAGUAGAUCGAGCCAAUAUAAAGAUGAAAGAACAAAUAGACGAGUUAGCUUUGGAAUGGGAUUGUGAUAGUACUACUUUAGAUUCACAAAUUCAAAGUGUUGUGCUUGAAAAGUUGCGACCCUCAACAAAUUUGAAAAGUCUCACCAUCAAAGGCUAUGGUGGAAUCAGCUUUCCAAAUUGGUUAGGUGAUUUUCCAUUUAGCAACAUGGUGUAUUUGAAGAUCUUGAAUUGUGAUGAUUGUUUAUCGCUUCCACCCAUUGGAAAAUUGGGAAAUCUGAAAGAACUCGUUAUUGAAGGGAUGCAAUCAGUGGAGACAAUUGGUAUUGAGUUCUAUGGAAGUGGUGAUUCUUCGUUUCAACCAUUUCCCUCUUUGGAGAGUCUACACUUUGAGAAUAUGCAAGAGUGGAAGGAAUGGGACUUGAUUGGAGGUACGACUACAACGUUUCCUAAUCUAAAAACUUUAUCCCUAAGAAAGUGCCCGAAACUGAUAGCCGGAAACAUAACUGAAAAAUGUCCUUUCUUAACUGAACUUGAGUUAAGAGAAUGUCCUUUACUGGUGCAUUCAAUUCCAUUAUCUGAUCAUGUAUUCAGGCAACUGAUGUUCCCUCUGAAUUCUCUUCAACAGCUGACCAUAGACGGUUUUCCUUCUCUGAUGUCGUUCCCAACAGACGGUCUACCCAAAACCUUGAAACUUCUCAUAAUCAGCAACUGUGAGAAUCUGGAAUUCCUUCCUCACGAUAACUUGCAUAAUUAUACAUCACUUGAGGAAUUGAAAAUAUCUUAUAGCUGUAAUUCAAUGAUAUCAUUUACCUUAGGCACUCUCCCUGUCCUCAAGAGCCUGUUUAUUGAAGGUUGUAUAAAUCUGAAAUCGAUAUUAAUUGCAGAAGACGAGUCGGAAAAGAGUCUCUCAUUUCUUAGAAGCAUCAAAAUAUGGGAUUGUUAUGAACUGGAGUCAUUUCCCCCAGGUGAAUUGGCAACUCCAAACCUUGUUUAUAUUGCACUGUGGAAGUGUGAGAAGCUUCAUUCACUGCCAGAAGCAAUGAAUAGUCUAUCUGGCCUUCAUGAAUUGGAAAUUGAUAACUUACCAAAUCUUCAAUCUUUUGUCAUAGAUGAGUUACCUAGCAGUUUACGGAAACUGUCUGUUGGCUUUGUUGGUGGGAUUAUGUGGAAUACUGGGCCAACUUGGGAACAUCUCACUUGUCUCUCGGAGUUGCGAAUUAACGGCGAUGAUAUGGUGAACACACUGAUGGGGCCAUUGCUACCAUCAUCAGUUGUGACACUGUGCAUUUGUGGUCUUAAUGAUACAAGCAUUGAUGAGAAGUGGCUUCAACAUCUCACUUCUCUUCAAAACCUUGAGAUUAUUAACGCUCCCAAACUCAAGUCAUUGCCAAAGAAAGGAUUUCCUUCCUCACUUUCAGUUCUAAGUGUGACUCGCUGUCCAUUACUAGAAGCAAGUUUGCGGACAAAGCGGGGGAAAGAGUGGCGUAAGAUUGCUCACAUUCCCUCCAUAGUUAUUAAUGACGAAUUGAUCACAUGAGUCUUGUUCGGAACUACAUUUUGUGUCACCCCUGCAUCUUCCCAUUCUUGGUAUUGUAAGAAAGCAAAUUCACCUGGAAACCUGCCACCAAGUCCUGUAAUUGCUUUUCUGUUCAGCAAAUUCUCACUCCAAAUAUGUUGGGUGUUCUUUUUGUCUAUAUGAUAUAUUUCAAUGAGUUGGUUUUAAUGACUGUAUCAAACUUUUUUAACAUGGUUUAAAUUUUUCUCUAUUCUAUUAGUCUACUACAAAUCAUUUCUUUAUGCAUUUCCAUAUUUUUGUGUUUAUCCAACUGUCUUGACUUGAUAUUUUUUCAUUAUGUUACUGAAUUAGAACUUUUUCCCCGUCAUGUAUAACUGUUAAAGACAUAACUUUUUAAACCUUUUUCAGUUUUUUAAAAAAUAUGUGAUUUUUGGCAUGUUUUGUAUUGGGAAGGAUAUUUUAAAAGAUGUUGGCUUAUUCCUAUAGUUAAUGCCGUGGACCAUCAAAAUUGUUUGAGUAUUAAGUUUGUCCCAUUUUGUCACAUGAAUAAUAGUGUUCUUAUAUGGUGUGUGUCUGUUUACUCUAUUUAUCACCUUGAGUCUAUUACAUGAAAAUAGCCCGUCUGACACGUUGCCGUAGCAUAGAUCACUGUGAUGCAGCUAUUCUUGUUGGUGGUCAGUCAAUUAGGAUUUUAUCGCACGUCAUCCCUAUGCAAUAUGCACCUAUAGAAAAAUAUCAUCAUGCAGUGGGUUCUAAUCAUUUAGAGCU